AUGGAUCGACAAUCUUUUCGCGGUGAAAUCACCUCAAUCGCCACUACAGCUAGUCUCGCUUUUUCAUCAAGCAACAUCACGUUCUCGGCAAAUUUUUGGGCGUACGGAGCCGGUGAUAAUGAUGAAGAAUUUCCGGAUAGUUUCUUUUUGGCAAGCAACGAUUUUGAUGACAAUGUACGAGAAUUGAGCCAAAAUGGUGGUAGCGAAACGAUUUUCGGUGCCACAUCGAAGCUCAAUCAAUGGAAAAUUCAUGAUGCUGUGGUAGUCAUUUAUACAGCUAGUCCGCAAAAUUUCAUCACCCUUGCUGGCGCCAACUACACAGAACAAGCAAGAACGAUAGCUGUGCAUUUAAAUGAUGGAGUCGAUUUAAGUUCGAUUUCAAACUAUCCAAGCCCAGCGAUCUCUGAUUAUAUCAACAUACUUCAGUUGAUAAUCAAUGUUUGUGGAAAUCUCCCGAAAACGACGCCAGCAACAUUCAGCACGACGACAGAUCCCAACGGAUUGAAUUGUUUGCCUUGUUUGUGCUGUCCUUCAUCUUCUCACUAUGAUUAUCAUGGUUAUUAUUCGGCGUACAUUGUUGGUGGAAGAAAGGACAAUAAAACGUUUUCUUGGACCGAUGGGACACCGUUUGAUUACGAGCAUCAUUUCUGCUUCGAUCAUGAAAAUGUGACUGCGGCCAUCAGUAUAACGAAUUGCGAUGAUAAAGGCUGUUGUGCCGAGGGUUCAUGGGUGACUAUUCCAAUUGAACCCGCAGAGCCUCUCAAUUUGUCAUAUUUGGUGUGCAAGAAGAAA
Mesorhabditis belari is the source of this 792-nucleotide messenger RNA. The record is from the annotation of a GenBank genome assembly. Lineage: Eukaryota; Metazoa; Nematoda; Chromadorea; Rhabditida; Rhabditidae.